UGAUCUCCACGUCUUCACAGGCCAUCGACUCCUGACAUCCUGCCCAAUAUUCUCAGUAAAAUCGGCAACACCCCAAUGGUUCGCCUGAACAAAAUCACUCAAGCUCACGGUCUGAAGUGUGAGCUAUUAGCAAAGUGUGAAUAUUUUAAUGCUGGGGGCAGUGUGAAGGAUCGUAUUGCCUUGCGGAUGGUGGAAGACGCAGAAAAGGCUGGAGCUCUGAAACCUGGUGAUACCAUCAUUGAGCCGACCUCUGGAAACACGGGGAUUGGGCUGGCGUUGGCUGCUGCAGUUAAAGGAUAUCACUGCAUCAUUGUUCUUCCAGAGAAGAUGAGCACAGAGAAGGUUGAUGUACUACGAGCUCUCGGAGCAGAGAUUGUGCGAACACCAACAAGUGCCAGCUUUGAUUCACCAGAGUCUCAUGUUGGUGUUGCCUGGAGACUGAAGAAUGAAAUCCCCAACUCCUGUAUCCUGGAUCAGUAUCGGAAUCCUGGAAACCCACUGGUUCACUAUGAUCAGACUGCAGAAGAGAUUCUCAGGCAAUGUGAAGGAAAAGUGGACAUGUUAGUGGCUGGAGCAGGAACGGGAGGAACAAUCACUGGGAUUGCCAGGAAACUGAAGGAGAAAUGUCCAGGCUGCCAGAUUAUUGGAGUUGAUCCAGAAGGUUCCAUCCUGGCAGAACCUGAACAUCUCAACCAAUCGGAUGUUAGCACAUACGAAGUGGAAGGAAUUGGCUAUGAUUUCAUCCCAACAGUUCUUGAUCAAUCGGUUGUCGAUAAAUGGUACAAGAGCAAUGACAAAGACUCCUUCCAAAUAGCUCGUCAGCUGAUCCGCGAGGAGGGGCUGCUCUGUGGUGGAAGUUCGGGAAGUGCUGUUUUUGUUGCUCUGCAAGCUGCGCGGGAACUUGGGGAAGGUCAGCGCUGUGUGGUCAUCCUCCCGGAUUCCAUCCGCAACUACAUGACCAAGUUUCUCAGUGAUGAGUGGAUGACACUGAAAGGAUUCCAAGUGAGACCACCAACCUACUGCAAGAAACCCUGGUGGUGGACUUGCCGAGUUGAGCAGCUUAAUGUCUUGCCUUCGCUCACGCUGCUGUCAUCUUCCUCCUGUCAGAGGGCCAUUGAAGUUCUUCAAGAGGAAGGUUAUGAUCAGGCUCCUGUAGUCAAUGAUGGAGGGACUCUCCUUGGAGUGGUGUCUCUGAAACAGAUGCUCAGCUCCAUCGUGGCUGCAAAGGUUAGACUAACGGACCCAGUCACCCAGGUUCUCUGCAAGCAGUUUGGAAAGGUUAAGAGGAGUGAUGACCUGGGAAAGCUGUCCACUAUCCUGGAGACUGAUGCAUUUGCUCUGAUCGUGAAUGAGCAGGACCAGUCUCGAGUGGAUGGUAUUCACGGUAAGAAACUGACUGUACUUGGUGUUGUGACAGCAGUCGAUCUACUCGGCUUCAUCAGUCAGAAGGAGAUUGUUUUGAAAUAAAGGACGGAUUUCCACUCAGCAGACCUUUGGGAUAUUGCCUGGUGUGGAGCAGGAGGAUUUUUUUUUUCAUUUAGCUGCUCUGGGCUCUGUUCUCCUGCACUCUGUUCAGUGCUGUGUUUAGUUUGUAAUACCAUGCUGUCUCCUUAUAGUCCUCAAAAGGCUCACCUCAACUUUGAAUUCCAAAAUGUUUUUUCAGAAGGUGUUUUUUUAAACGAUACCUCAAAUCAUAGAUAUAUAAAUGUCUCAGGUCAUUUGGCCCGUCAGAUUUAUGCUUCAUGACAUGUACCUAUGCUAAUGUUGAUGAUUAACUCUCUAUUUAAUGAGCUUCCCUCUGAAGGUAUCAAUUCUGUUCUCUGGAGUUUCUCAUACUCUGUCUGAUCAGUUUUCAGUGAAUGAUCAUGAUUCUGUAUUGUCACAGAUUGAUUUUUCUGACUAGGUUAAAGCUGUGAUUUAAUAAAGGAAUAUUUCAAAUGCC
Stegostoma tigrinum is the source of this 1942-nucleotide messenger RNA. It is a transcript of the gene cbsa, whose product is annotated as cystathionine beta-synthase a. Bases 76 to 1467 code for a protein of 463 amino acids. The record is from RefSeq and is a predicted model, not a curated record. Gene Ontology annotation, molecular function: cystathionine beta-synthase activity; cysteine synthase activity. NCBI's taxonomy places the organism in Eukaryota, Metazoa, Chordata, Chondrichthyes, Orectolobiformes, Stegostomatidae. The transcript is spliced from 14 exons. Gene Ontology annotation, cellular component: cytoplasm.